AUGGGUGCCCAGCCGUGCUGCGGGGUGAAGCGGGUGCCCUCGGAUGCCAAGUUGCCGGAGCAGCCAGAGGACUGCUGCGACACCAAGUGCGAGGACCCCAAGCUCGUGGAGCCUGAGGCGGAGCCACUUCCUCCUGAUGAUGUGAGCGGGUUGAGAGGUUUGAAAGUGGAGCUUCCUGCGGCUGCGCUGGAAAAGACAAAGUCCAAGCACUCGGACCCCUCGCCCCGGCGAUUUGACCGACGAGGCAACCCCAUCCUCAAGGAGGCUUCGACGCCGGGGCAGAAAACGCCGCAUCACAUUACGUUUGCUGAUGAGUUGGAUGAUGACGUAGAGGUCGUCUACGAAUUUUCCCUGCCGCAGCGCUCAGCCUCUGCUCGCUUGGCGCAGUCUUGGAAGGUGCUGCAGACAACGAUCACAUGUUCACGCACCGAGAGCAACAUGGGCAAGCGGAAGUCCUACGAUUGA
Effrenium voratum is the source of this 465-nucleotide messenger RNA. NCBI's taxonomy places the organism in Eukaryota, Dinophyceae, Suessiales, Symbiodiniaceae. The record is from the annotation of a GenBank genome assembly.